GGGGAGGGGAGACCAGGGAGGCCAGCGUACAGGGACAAGCCAACGAGAUGCUGGAGAAGCUCCCGCCUAACUACGUGCCACAUGAGUCAAAGGUCAGCUGCAGAAGAUGGGGCCUCUUCAGCCAAUUAACAUCUUCCUGCGACAGGAAGUGGACCGCAUGCAGCGAGUCAUCAGCAGCGUACGGAGCACGCUCACUGACCUCAAACUGGACAUCGAUGGUACCAUCAUCAUGUCCGAGGACCUGCGCGAUGCCCUCAACUGCAUGUUUGACGCACACAUCCCUCGCCUGUGGCUGCGGCUCAGCUGGCCAUCAGCCACGCUGGGCUUCUGGUUCACCGAGCUGCUGGAGAGGAAUCAGCAGCUCAGUGGCUGGAUCGGCGCUGGGCAGCAGCACCAGUUCUGGCUCACUGGUUUCUUAAACCCACAGGCUUUUCUCAUCGCCAUGCGUCAGGAGACUACACGCGGCAAUCUGUCCAGGGGCUGGGCCUUGGAUACUGUUGUCCUUAGCAAUGACGUGACCAAGAUGAUGAGGGAGGAUGUGUCAGCCCCACCCCCUGAGGAUGUGGGCGGGGUUUACAUCUACGGCCUCUUUCUGGAAGGGGCGGGAUGGGACCGACGUGGGGCCAAGCUCACUGAGGCUCCGCCCAAGGUCCUCUUCACGCCUCUCCCCGUGGUCCACGUCUACGCCGUCAGCUCAGCCAACAUGGCCGACACUAACCGGCGCCGCAGCAGACCGACCUGA
Messenger RNA from Monopterus albus (swamp eel), 742 nucleotides. RefSeq names its product dynein heavy chain 5, axonemal-like. The record is from RefSeq and is a predicted model, not a curated record. The transcript is spliced from 5 exons. Gene Ontology annotation, molecular function: dynein intermediate chain binding; dynein light intermediate chain binding. Gene Ontology annotation, biological process: microtubule-based movement. Bases 107 to 742 code for a protein of 211 amino acids. Gene Ontology annotation, cellular component: dynein complex. NCBI's taxonomy places the organism in Eukaryota, Metazoa, Chordata, Actinopteri, Synbranchiformes, Synbranchidae.